Aureobasidium pullulans EXF-150 is the source of this 1474-nucleotide messenger RNA. RefSeq names its product mitochondrial carrier. The record is from RefSeq and is a predicted model, not a curated record. Gene Ontology annotation, molecular function: tricarboxylate secondary active transmembrane transporter activity. The transcript is spliced from 3 exons. Gene Ontology annotation, biological process: mitochondrial citrate transmembrane transport; alpha-ketoglutarate transport. Gene Ontology annotation, cellular component: mitochondrion. The coding region runs from base 346 to 1308 and encodes 320 amino acids. NCBI's taxonomy places the organism in Eukaryota, Fungi, Ascomycota, Dothideomycetes, Dothideales, Saccotheciaceae.
CUUGAAUUGCUCUCUCUUCACCUCUUCGUACAGCAUCAGAUUUCCAGGUGAGUGACUAGUAAGAAUGAAGGAUGGCGGCUGGCACAAUGUCAAAGAUUGGAUGCUGCAGGCGCCGGGAUCAAGUUGAAGCUCUCCCCAGACUAACUUGGACACUUGUUUCCCAGCCCGUCCCUGAGCGCGUUCCCCUCUCUCUUCUUCUCUCGUCCUCUCAAAAAGUCCCCGAUUACGCCCGUCUUCAGGAACUCUUUGCUUCUACCCCUCUCUCGUCGACGACCAUAAAACUGUAGCGAAGAAGCACACUCCUGCCUCGGUCCGGCCUUGUCUCCCGCUGUCAUCUUUAGAAGCAUGAGCACCACUACUCCCGCUGCCGCCCAAGUUGGCGUUGCCGCUCCUCCCAAGCUCGAGAAGAAGCCUGUCAAGUUCAGCAACCUGCUGCUGGGUGCUGGCUUGAACCUGUUCGAGGUCACGUCCCUGGGUCAGCCCCUGGAAGUCGUAAAGACUACCAUGGCCGCCAACCGCAGUGACGGUAUGGCAGGAGCCAUUAGCCGCAUCUGGGGCCGUGGUGGUGUCUUUGGCUUCUACCAAGGUCUCAUCCCCUGGGCUUGGAUCGAAGCAUCCACCAAGGGCGCUGUCCUCCUCUUCGUCGCAUCCGAGGCCGAGUUCUACGCCCGCAACGCUGGCGCCAACAACUUCGUUUCUGGUAUCACCGGUGGUAUGGUCGGUGGUCUCGCCCAGGCCUACGCAACCAUGGGUUUCUGCACUUGCAUGAAGACGGUUGAGAUCACCAAGCACAAGGUGGCGGCGGCUGGCAUCAAGCCCCCGGGCACUAUGGAGACAUUCAUGAACAUCUACCGCGCUGAGGGUAUCCGUGGUAUCAACAAGGGCGUCAACGCCGUCGCCGUCCGUCAGGUCACCAACUGGGGUUCCCGCUUCGGUCUUUCCCGUGUCGCCGAGUCUGGUAUCCGCAAGGCUACUGGCAAGGAAAACGGUGAGAAGCUUGGUGCUCCCGAGAAGAUCCUCGCAUCUGCUCUUGGUGGUGGUCUUUCCGCCUGGAACCAGCCCAUCGAGGUCGUCCGUGUCGAGAUGCAGAGCAAGAAGGAGGACCCCAACCGUCCCAAGAACAUGACUGUCGGCAAAGCGUUCAAAUACAUCUACUCGCAGAACGGCAUGAAGGGUCUCUACCGCGGUGUCACUCCCCGCAUCGGUCUCGGUAUCUGGCAAACCGUCUGCAUGGUUGCUCUUGGAGACAUUGCCAAAGAGAUGGUAGAGGGCCUCACUGGCGAAAAAGUUCAGGCUAAGGCCCACUGAUUGCGUUGUUUCACAUCGAGGGCGUGAUUCAGACAUGCGUGAGGUAUUCGCAGCAUUUUGAGGUUUCUAUAGACGAAGGCGCGAUAGCCUUUGCCAACAACGUCUGUUGAAAUACACAGUACGUAUGGCACAAUCAUAUGCAUUCCAACUUAUACUUGUCCCACUG